Molecule: messenger RNA, 510 nt
Organism: Ostertagia ostertagi
Lineage: Eukaryota; Metazoa; Nematoda; Chromadorea; Rhabditida; Trichostrongylidae
Source: the annotation of a GenBank genome assembly
AUGUCUUCAUCAGAGGUUGUUGAACAACUUCAAGAAGCUGUGUCUCCCGUGAAAUCGGUCGAAGUUAAGGAUAUUGAUAAGGCACAGAGUCCGAAAAAGAGAAAGCUGGAAGACGAAGAGGCCGAGGAGGUAGUCGUCGCUAAGAAGGUACGCGAGUGCGAGACUGCGGAGAGCGAGGAAUCCACAGCCGCAGAGGAAGAGAAGGAAGAGCAGCAAAGCAAAGAUCCUGAAGAGCCUACUGCGACGGAGUCGCGGGACGUGGAAGAACCUGUGGAUAUCGAAACUGUGGAGCCACCGACGCUAACGCCAGAUACUGCCAGCGGCUGUGAGGAACCUACCAGAGAACAGCCGGCUGAAGCGAGUUUAGCAGAGGAUGACAAGGCUGCCGAGAGCACCGUUGAGACUACUGAAGAGGGCAAGUCGAACGGUGAGUUUACCCCUGAAACAAAUGAAGCCGAGACAAAGAAGAUUGACGAGCGCGCUUCGGAGCCUGAAGUUGUUGAACCGUGA